UAUCAUAUAAAAGGAAAAACCUUCGGAACGUAACUUCAAUCACAGCCAAUCAGUCAACCUGCCCAAGUCACCUACUCGCAACAGUAGAACCACCUCAAUUUCGAAAAUGUUCGCCAAAUUGUUCAUCGCUGCCCUCGCCAUCGCCGCCGUGGCCGCCCGCCCCGGAGUGUCCUCGGUGGUGUCCUACUCAUCCCCCGCGGUGGUUAGUGCUGUUGCCCCGACCGUGUACAGCUCCAGCACCUACCAUGGAGUUGCUGCCCCAGCUGUGGCCUACUCCAGCUACGCUCCGGCUGCCGUUUCGACCUACUCUGCCCCGGCCGCUUACCGCACCUACACCGCUCCGGUGGCCACCUACGGAGCCUACCCGUCGUACGCCACCACCUACGGAGCUGCCCCGGUUGUCUACUCGGCUUACUCGCCGUAUGCCACCGUGUACUAGAGCGGAUACCGCUGACCACUUGGAAUACUGCUGAAAAAUGGAAACGGAACUGCCUGGAAUUUACGCUGGAUUAGGAUAAGCUGAACUUGAACCCUUCAAACAACCAUUCUUUGUCUGGUCAACUGUGAAAUUACAAACAAACGCAUUUAAAUACACACGAAAAAAAAAAA
Molecule: messenger RNA, 609 nt
Organism: Culex quinquefasciatus (southern house mosquito)
Lineage: Eukaryota; Metazoa; Arthropoda; Insecta; Diptera; Culicidae
Product: cuticle protein 16.5-like
Exons: 2
Coding region: 107-439 (110 amino acids)
Source: RefSeq, a predicted model, not a curated record